Messenger RNA from Gadus morhua (Atlantic cod), 2359 nucleotides. RefSeq lists its product as uncharacterized. Bases 306 to 1922 code for a protein of 538 amino acids. Lineage: Eukaryota; Metazoa; Chordata; Actinopteri; Gadiformes; Gadidae. Gene Ontology annotation, biological process: lipid transport; lipoprotein metabolic process. The transcript is spliced from 4 exons. Gene Ontology annotation, molecular function: lipid binding. Gene Ontology annotation, cellular component: membrane; extracellular region. The record is from RefSeq and is a predicted model, not a curated record.
AUCACCUCUCCCCUGCUCCAUCUCCACUCUCUCCUCUGGUGUUCCGCGCGCAGGGAUGGAUGCUCUCAAAGUACGCUGAAGCCAAGAGAGUCCGACCGCACUUUAUUAACGUGUUUGUUUCUGAGACACGUGAAUGGCUCCGCCCCGCCCACUCGAUCCAGGGCUCUUUCUGUCCGGACUGGGAAAUAAGGAAGCGAAACUUAGCAGACGCGUCGCCUGAGCCUUUAACUAUGACACGGUGCCUGGAAGUCGAUCAGGACACUGGCGGUCUGCGGAACAUAUGUUGUACCUACUAAUCGAGCACGAUGCUAGAAGAAGAACAUAUACGAAGACCAAACGCGGUGGAGAUGUUGCAGUCGUACGUCUCCGACACUCUGGACUGCUUCGACACAGUGACCGCAUUCUGUUACACAAACUUCAAAUGGGUGCUCUGGAGGGAGACAGAGCUGGAGCUGAUAAGGGACAUCCAGGAGCGGGCCAGCCGACUGAACCGUGGGUUCCUCCAGGUGUUCAAGUCAACAGAAAAAGGAAAAGCCUUCGGGGAAUACCUUCGCCCCAAGAGUUCAGGCACUAGACGCGAGGAGCUGGAGAAAGAGCUCGCUACUGUGCUGAAAAACACUCGGGAAGGAGUGGAGAAACUCACCUGCUUCCUGGAUGCUGUGGAGAAGCUCGCAGUAACUUCUCUGCAGGUUUUCACGGGCGGAGAAGAGGUGGUGAAGCUGUCUUUGGGGUUCAGCCUGGAGAGUGUGAAGGCCAUGAUCUUAGCUGCCCGACUGGUCUGUCCUCUCCUCCUGCACUUCAAGAGAGAUGCUGAGGUCUUCUUCACGCCCAGCCUCCACAACGUGGCCGUCUUUGCGGCUGAGUUAGACAAAUACGUCCGCACCACUGAGAAUAUCUGUAAAACGAUUGGCGCAAGCUUUACUGUCGGCUUCGGGCACAAAAGACGCCGCCAGCCUUUGGUUGAGUUUGCGGAGGAUCUCACGGAGGAGGACCUGCAGAACACCCUGGCCCACGUCGAAGCCCUCUCCAGUCUCAGGAGGGACCAGGACUUCAGACUGGUGUUCUUAUUCCAGGAGGAGUCAGUCUCCAGCUUCGUAGACCAGUUCAGCGAGUGCCUUCCCAGAAUGCUCGAGUUCCUCGAUGAGAUGGAGGGCUGUGCCGUCCAGCUGGACCGGAUGAGCAUGGGCUCCAAGAUCUCCACUGUGGCUGGGAGCUCAGUGGGGGCCGUGGGGGGGAUUCUGGCCAUCGUGGGUCUGGCUCUAGUCCCGGUGACAGCUGGGGUGUCUCUGGGUCUGACCAUGGGGGGGGUGGGUAUGGGGGUCACCAGUGCGGUAAACAGUGCAGUCACCACAGUAACGGAGAUGGCGGUCAAUAAAACCCAUCAAACGAAAGCCAACAAAGGCUUCCAGAGCUUCAUGGAGGAUGUGGAGAGAAUCCAGGUGUGCCUGGAUGAGGUGACCAAUCAGAGGGAAGAGGUGUUAGGAGAGGAUUACGUUCAUGCGUUAAAGGGAGGAGCCAAGGUUGUCAGAAAUGUAAGUACAAUUGGCAAAGGCAUAGAUGUCCUUGUGGACGGCCUUGAUGACGUAGGGAUGGCAGCGGCCCGUGGGCCAGCCGCCCUCUCCAAGGCCGCCAGGGCUGGGUUCAUCACCCUCAACGCUGUGUUCCUUGGUUUGGACAUCUUCCUCAUCUGCAAGGACAGCAUCAGUUUGGCCAAAGGGGACAAGAGCGCCAUCUCCCAGUUCAUCAGAGCCAGGGCUGCCCUCCUGCGCUCGAUGCUCGACGCGUGGCAGACGAUGCACAAGGCCCUGCUCCGUGGGCUGCUGGAGUCCAAACGGUGCCGCAGUUUACUGGAGCAGCCUUUGAAUCCGCUGACGGAGGCCACGGAGGUCGACGCAGGAGUUGUCGGUGUGGUGAGCACAUGAUGAGAAGACGUGGGUCCAUGUUGACGUUUGGCCGUCGGUCUUCUUGUACGUUUGGUAACUUGUAAGCCGACAGGAUCUUCUUCAGUGUCUCUUCGGAGGAGUCCCAUGUGAGCAGGCAGCAUGGCUGCCCUCAGGGUGUGUUCAUGUUGGUCCUCAUACGACACACCAAGUUAGAUAAAUAGAUAGAUAAACCUCAACACACGGGUGUGUGUGCAGGUUGCACACAUAUCCUGAGUUAUUGCAUUCUGCAGAUGUUUAGAACGAAAAUUAAUUUUCUGGCACCAGACGCAAUAUUAUCAAUUGUUUAAAAUGUGCGUGUAUUCUGUUUGUGGUUUUAUGAUUCAAUGUUUAAUCUGCCAAACUAAACCUUCCUUUAAUGUUUGUGUAUUCUUUAAUGUGACAGCUCACUCAUUAAAGGCUUCUUCAUUGCCAACCUG